CCCGCCAUUUGAGCACCCACCCAAUCUGCUCUACUAAACACAUUUCUCUAACAUCAUCUCAGACUAAUAUAUUUAUAUUCAUCACUUGCCUUGUCUCCUUGUGCACAAGCUCACAAAAUCACCUGAAGAUGGCUGAAGCUACUCCAAUUAAGCCCCACAAAUCUCCUCUCAAGAAACUCAAACACUCACCCACUCAUUCCUCCCCUAAAUUUGCAAUCCCAGCGACCCCAGAUACCGCAGCUGCCGCGACGCCUCGCCGCUCUCUGCGCUUCAUUUCCACCCCUCAGCAAUCAUCCCCAGCUCCCCAAUCUUGCCCCAAAUCGUCUCGGCGUGCGCUGUCUUAUAAACCCCCAAUUAAGGCGCCCAAACCCCAGAUCCCCAAAACCCCCAAAAGCGAUGCAAUUGAGGCGGUGCUGUCUCCGGUGUCGCCGGAUAGGCUGGAUGUGAAGAAAAGGAGGAAUCUUGGUGGGAGAAAAUCGGCAAUUGGGGUGCAGAAGAAGAGGGUUUAUUAUAAGAGAGUGUCGUAUGAUGGGGGUGAGUUUGCGGUUGGGGAUGAUGUGUAUGUCAAGAGAAGGGAGGAUGCGAGCUCGGACGGGGAGGAUCCUGAUGUGGAGGAGUGUAGGGUUUGUUUUAAGGCGGGGAGGGCUGUGAUGAUUGAGUGUGAUGAUUGUUUAGGGGGGUUUCAUUUGAAGUGUUUGAAGCCGCCGCUUAAGGCUGUUCCGGAUGGGGAUUGGAUUUGUGGGUUUUGUGAGGCGAGGAAGUUGGGGAAGAAGGUGGAGUUGCCUGUGCCUCCUAAAGGGAAGAAGUUGGCUAGGACUGCCAAGGAGAAGCUUCUUACGAGUGAUUUAUGGGCAAUUCGGAUUGUCAGGUUGUGGAGAGAGGUAGAUGGUACUUACUGGUUUCGGGGACAGUGGUAUGUGAUUCCUGAAGAAACUGCUUCUGGUAGACAGCCUCAUAACUUGAAACGGGAGCUCUAUAGAACAAAUGACUUUGCUGAUAAUGAGAUGGAAUCUAUCCUCAGACAUUGCUAUGUAAUGAACCCAAAAGAAUUUGCAAAUGCAAACAAUGAAGGGGAUGAUGUUUUCUUCUGCGAAUAUGAGUAUGAUAUGCGCUGGCAUAGUUUCAAACGUAUUGCAGAUAUUGAGAAAGAGGAAGGGGGUAGUGAAGAAGCUGGCAAGGAUGAAGAUUGGAAUCCUGACAAUGAUUCAGACUCAGAGCUAGAGUCAGAAGAUGAAGAAGACUAUGACUACGAAAAUGAAAAAAGCUUUAAUUUAUCAAAUGGACCAUCUCCAGUUCGUCUGGCUGCGAACUCACAGAAGGGAAGAAUCUUUGGACUUCAACGGAUAGGGAUGAAGAAAAUACCAGAACAUAUAAGAUGCCACAAGCAAACAGAACUUGAAAAAGCAAAAGCCACCCUUCUGUUAGCAACUCUGCCCAAGUCUCAGCCUUGUAGAACUAAAGAAAUGGAAGAGAUAACUGGCUUUAUAAAGGGUGGCAUAUGUGAUUCCCAGUGUCUAGGGCGUUGCCUCUACAUUCAUGGCGUUCCUGGUACUGGCAAGACAAUGAGUGUGCUUUCUGUUAUGAAGAAUAUAAGGUCUGAGGUUGAUGCAGGAAGUAUUAACCCUUACUGUUUUGUUGAAAUUAAUGGUCUUAAACUAGCAUCACCGGAGAAUAUAUACAAGGUAAUUUAUGAAGCAUUAACUGGACACAGGGUUAACUGGAAAAAGGCACUCCAUCUUCUGAAUGAAAGAUUUUCAAGUGGAGCAAAAAGGGGCGAUGACCGUCCUUGUAUAUUACUUAUUGAUGAGCUUGAUCUUUUGGUGACUAGAAGUCAAUCUGUCUUAUACAACAUUCUUGAUUGGCCGACUAAACCACAUUCCAAGCUACUUAUAAUAGGGAUAGCAAAUACCAUGGAUCUUCCAGAAAAGUUGCUACCACGCAUAUCUAGCCGCAUGGGCAUCCAAAGACUAUGCUUUGGUCCUUAUAACUAUCAGCAGCUUCAAGAAAUCAUUUCAAGCCGCCUCAAAGGAAUUAAUGCAUUUGAGAAACAGGCUAUUGAAUUCGCUUCUAGAAAGGUGGCUGCUGUCUCCGGAGAUGCUCGGCGUGCACUUGAGAUUUGCAGGCGUGCAGCAGAACUUGCUGAUUAUCGUAUGAAGAACUUAUUGGAAUCCAGUACUAGUUCCGAAGAAAACAUUCUUGUUGGCAUGGCGGAGGUGGAAGCAGCCAUAAAGGAAAUGUUUCAGGCUCCUCAUAUUCAGGUAAUGAGAAGUUGUUCCAAGCUUGGCAAAAUCUUCUUGGCAGCUUUGGUGCAUGAGUUCCAUAAAACUGGAAUGAGUGAAACUACAUUUGAGCAGUUGGCAGUUACUGUCUGUUGUUUCUGUACGAGUAAUGGAGAAGCAUUCCCCGGUUGGGACUCACUUUUAAAAGUUGGCUGUAAACUUGGAGAGUGUAGAAUCAUUUUGUGUGAAGCAGGAGCUAAACAUAGGUUACAAAAAUUGCAGCUCAACUUUCCAAGUGAUGACGUAUCAUUUGCACUGAAAGACACUCAGGAAGCACCUUGGUUAGCCAAAUACCUCUGAGUCGAUAAUAACAUAAAGGGAGCAUGCAACACUUCGCAACAAUCAUGAGUUCUAAAAUUUUUCCGCAACAUUCAGAAAUCUCACUAUUUAUGUUGUACUUGUUCAAUCAUACCAUUAUUUCAUUGAUUAUCAUUCUUAAAUAUGAUCAGAGAUAUCUGCAGUUCUCGAGGACUAUACUAUAUUUAUAAAUUGUAACUGUACAAGUUCGUUCUGAAUAAAAAAGGUUGAGGAUUCUAACCAGA
Molecule: messenger RNA, 2821 nt
Organism: Daucus carota subsp. sativus
Lineage: Eukaryota; Viridiplantae; Streptophyta; Magnoliopsida; Apiales; Apiaceae
Product: origin of replication complex subunit 1A
Exons: 16
Coding region: 129-2579 (816 amino acids)
Biological process (GO): DNA replication initiation; mitotic DNA replication checkpoint signaling
Cellular component (GO): nuclear origin of replication recognition complex
Molecular function (GO): DNA replication origin binding; ATP hydrolysis activity; ATP binding
Source: RefSeq, a predicted model, not a curated record